Rotaria sp. Silwood1 is the source of this 561-nucleotide messenger RNA. Lineage: Eukaryota; Metazoa; Rotifera; Eurotatoria; Philodinida; Philodinidae. The record is from the annotation of a GenBank genome assembly.
AUGCUUAAAGCAUUAGAAUUAGUAUUAAUAAAUGCUAAUGUUAAUUCUAAUGCACCACCCCUUGUACUUCUAUUGAGAAAAAAUAGCUUUGAUCAUCAAGUUUCUUUUCGAUCCCUUCAGGUACGAAAUUUUAAAAUAUUAAUAUAUGGAUUACCUGAUUUAAGAAAUGAUCAGUUACAAACAGCAAUAAUACAUUGUCAAUCUGCCAAUCAGUUAAGAACUGCUUUGAACAACUAUCACGAAUCACUUAUAGUAAUUGUAUGUAACUCCAAUCGUCUAACUGAAAUAGAUACAUUAUUAAUGAAUUAUGAAAUUGAUACAUUAUAUGUUUGUAAUAAUGAUGAAGAUCAAGAUAUUAGAGAAUGGUUUGAUGGUCUUAUAUUUGAGAAUAUGAUUGAAAUCAAUAAUAGAAGACAAUUGAUGCGUCAUUUAUAUACAAAGACAAUGCUUUGUUAUUACAAUCAAGGUUUAGAACAUCAAAAAAAUGGCGAUUUUGGUUUGGCAAAUUUAUGUUUUCUUGACGCACAGACAGCACUGCAAUAUUCUGCUAAUUUUAUGUGA